This is a messenger RNA of Esox lucius (northern pike), 1075 nucleotides long. It is a transcript of the gene med6, whose product is annotated as mediator complex subunit 6. Gene Ontology annotation, biological process: regulation of transcription by RNA polymerase II. Lineage: Eukaryota; Metazoa; Chordata; Actinopteri; Esociformes; Esocidae. Gene Ontology annotation, cellular component: core mediator complex; mediator complex. The record is from RefSeq and is a predicted model, not a curated record. Gene Ontology annotation, molecular function: transcription coactivator activity. The coding region runs from base 23 to 772 and encodes 249 amino acids. The transcript is spliced from 8 exons.
UGCGACUUCAGUUGUUUAUACGAUGGCGUCGGUGGAUUUAAGAGAUAACAAUCUCCUGGGGAUAUCAUGGGUUGACAGUGGCUGGGUACCCAUUCUCAAUCCUGGCAAUGUACUGGAGUAUUUUUCGGAGAGGAGUAAUCCGUUCUACGAUCGCUCCUGUAACAACGAGGUGGUCAAGAUGCAGCGGCUGAGCAUGGAACAUCUCAAUCAGAUUGUUGGAGUGGAGUACAUCCUGCUCCAUGCUCAAGAACCUAUCCUGUACAUCAUCAGAAAACAACAGAGACAGUCUCCCACUCAAGUCAUCCCUAUAUCUGACUACUACAUCAUAGCUGGAGUGGUGUAUCAGGCUCCUGAUCUGGGAUCAGUCAUUGGAUCUAGAGUGUUGUCCGCUGUCCAUGGCAUCCAGUCUGCCUUCGAUGAGGCCAUGUCCUACUGUCGCUACCACCCAUCUAAAGGGUACUGGUGGCACUUUAAAGACCAGGAGGAGAGAGAUGCCAAAGCCAAGCCAAAGUCUAAGAAGAAGGAAGAGCCCAGCUCUCUGUUUCAGAGACAGCGUGUUGAUAAUCUUCUUCUUGAUCUCAGAUCUAAGUUCCCUCCAACGUUCUAUCAGCCUAAGCCUGGCGAGAAGCCUAUCCCAGUGGAGGUGAAGAAAGAGCCAGAGCCCACCGCAGAGACUGUGAAGCAGGAAGAGAGAGAACCGGCCGCCAAGCCCUCUGCCCCUGCCCCUGCCAGCACCAAGCCACCGCCGGAGAAACGCGCCAGGCUGCAGUGAUGACAGAUGGCCGCUCCUGUACGUGGUUCCGAUCAUGUCCACGCUCACGGGACGGACCCAUGGUAUCACCCUCCGUUGGCUGGGGAGAGCUACGAGCUUAGACGUUUCCAUGCAAAUGGGCCUCCGUCCCACAGCAAACAUAACAUGGUCCUCUUUGGAGUUUGGCCGUCAUUUACCAUCAUCUGUAAAUCACAACUUAUUUAAAGGGUGUUUCUCUCAGUCGCCUCAGACAUUACAGUGGGCACAAAAGAAAUCAUGAGCACAAUAAAACUACGAUUGAAGUAUGCAAUUUGGAACCUGAAA